AUGGCUCUGGGGUCGUUGGCGUCAGCAACUCAGCCUCCUUCAACUGAUCCAGUCAGCGGAACUCCAGAGGAUAAAGUCCGCAGCUUCAUUACCAAUAUACUGGAUUCGAUCGUAAAUGAAUUAGCGAGAGUGGACGGAUGCCCAUCAAUCACUCUAAAACGGCGCUCAAAGGAUGCCCGCUUCUUCUUGAAUCCAGAAACAGGGUCUCUGGAUUGUGACACUGCUGAGCCCUCCUGCACCUAUUUCUGGCCUGGCAAAACUGUGCAGGAGGGCUGGAGAUUUGCCAUUCUUCUACGGAUCAUGGGCCAUAUCUCAGAGGCCAUCCACGGUAACUUCAUAAGCUCAAAGCGGGAUAUUUACUAUCUUGACCCAGUAUACUUCGGAUCCCAGAGCGUGGUGGAUCGAUGCAUCGACGACCUUGCUUGCACAAUUGGUGUGGACAGGUCAGCUUUACACGUGGCAGCAGCAGCGAAAGGCCUUGCCGUGGGGAGAUUUAACGUUACUCUCAAUGAUAAUUCUACGAUAGAUGCAGACCUUCACGCUGAGGUUGGUAUGCUUGUUCCUAGGGUGGAGACGGUCAAGAACGUCGAUUUAUCAGCUGUUCGAUGGAUCCUGGUUAUCGAGAAAGAGGCAACAUUUCGCCGCUUGGCAACUGUUAACUACCACAAAACCUCUGCUGCCGGACCAGGCAUCAUGAUAACAGGGAAAGGCUACCCGGACCUCUGCACUCGAGCAUUCCUCCGCUUACUAUCCCAUACCCUUCCCUUGCCAUCGGUAUUGGGAACAUUGCCAUCUUCACCACCCCCUAUUUACAUGUUCGUCGACAGUGACCCGGACGGCAUGGCCAUCAUGUCCACCUAUAAAUACGGUUCAAGGGCGCAGGCUCAUGAAAACAACAAUCUCACCGUCAGCGACAUCCAAUGGUUUGGUCUGCGAUCUUCCGAAGUUGUAUCCAGGUUAGAUGCACACAUACAGGACGAUGACGUUCUAAUACCGCUGACUUUGCGGGACAGAAAGAAAGCGCAAGAUAUGCUGGCGCGAAACCCUGUUUUCGCAGAGGAUGGGCCGGAGCCGACGUGGAGGGCGGAGUUGCAGCACAUGCUUAUGUCGAAUGUCAAGGCGGAGAUCGAGGUGCUGUAUGAGAGGGAGGAAGGAGUAGAGAGGUGGCUGGAUCUGAAGUUGAGAAAGCUUCUUUGA
Molecule: messenger RNA, 1197 nt
Organism: Paracoccidioides brasiliensis Pb18
Exons: 6
Coding region: 1-1197 (398 amino acids)
Biological process (GO): reciprocal meiotic recombination; meiotic DNA double-strand break processing; meiotic DNA double-strand break formation
Cellular component (GO): nuclear chromosome
Molecular function (GO): DNA binding; ATP binding; DNA topoisomerase type II (double strand cut, ATP-hydrolyzing) activity
Source: RefSeq, a predicted model, not a curated record